This is a messenger RNA of Cinclus cinclus, 655 nucleotides long. RefSeq names its product zinc finger protein 576 (gene ZNF576). Lineage: Eukaryota; Metazoa; Chordata; Aves; Passeriformes; Cinclidae. The record is from RefSeq and is a predicted model, not a curated record. The transcript is spliced from 3 exons. Bases 89 to 610 code for a protein of 173 amino acids.
CGGAAGCGGAAACGCUUCCGGGUCCUACCGGAAGCCGGAAGUCGCCGCCGGGGGGGGCGCGACGCGGCCGCGACAGCGACCCCCCGGGAUGUCGCAGCCGCCGUCCCCGGAGCCGCCCCCGCCCCCCCCGGCGCCCCCCUCCCCCCGCAGGGCCCCGUCGGGUCCCCCCCGGCGCCAGCAGGACGAGGAGGAGGAGGAAGAGGAGGAGGAAGAAGUGGGGGGAGGGGCCCCCGGGCCGCGGGCCAAAGGCUCCGUGUACCGCCUGGGCUCCCGCCGCUGCCGCCGCUGUCUGAUCACGUUCCCGGACGCGGCGUUCGCCGCCCGCCACGCCAAGCGCCAGCACCCGCGGGACUUCGCCGCCGCCGCCCUGCGCGGGGCGCUCUUCGUCUGCUUCGUCUGCUCCCGCCCCUUCGGCUCCUCCCCCGCGCUGCUACGUCACCAGCGAGGCCACGCCCACCCCGCGCCGACUUCCGCCGGAAAAGUCACGCCCCUUCCGGCUCUGCCUCCGCCGGCCACGCCCCCUCUGGCCUGCACCGAGUGCGGGCGCGCGUUCGCCCGCGAGGGGGCGCUGCACCGUCACUACAUCCGGCACGCGCGGGGGGAGCUCUGAGGGGCGGGGCUUGCCGAAGGGGAGGGGCUUGCGAAGCGGGAAAAU